AUGCCAUCGGUGAUGGAGCGGUCUGGGUCUGGCGUGCUGUCCCGGAGCAGAGCCAAAACUGUGACCAAUGGCAGCACCCAGCACUCUGAGGAGGAGAGCAGUGACGAGGAGCACGCCCACGACAGUAUGAUUCGCGUCGGGGGAGACUACCAGGCCCUGAUUCCUGAGUACAAACCAGAUGGCCCCCCUCAAUACACUGAGAAGGAUCAGAGAGGUAUGCUGGUGUGGUCCCCCAACCAGCUGGUGUCUGAUGCUGAAUUGGAUGAAUACAUUCUGAUGGCAAAAGAGAAACACGGCUACAACAUGGAACAGGCCCUGGGCAUGCUGCUCUGGCACAAACACGAUGUGGAAAAGUCCCUGGCAGAUUUGGCUAACUUCACCCCCUCGCCUGAGGAGUGGACGGUGGAGGACAAGGUGCUGUUUGAGCAGGCCUUCAGCUUCCACGGCAAGAGCUUCCACAGAAUACAGCAGAUGUUGCCUGACAAGCUGAUUUCCAGCCUGGUGAAGUAUUAUUACUCCUGGAAGAAAACUCGGACCCGCACUAGUGUCAUGGAUCGACAGGCUCGGCGUUUGAUGAGCAAGAGAGAAAAGGAUGACAGCAACGAUGAGGGAGAGGAAGGGGACGGAGGGAGCGACAGUGAUUUUGAAAUGGAUGCCAAGAAAGACGCCCAGAAACACAGCACGAGCAAUAGGGGGGGGCAGAAGGGCAGUUCUGGGAGGUCAGGCCCGGUCAGGAAGGAGAGCCAGGGUUCACAAUACAGGCACCACCCCCUGCGAGCUCGCCGGCGCCCCCCAAAGGGCAUGCACCUCAUUCAGGAAGACCUCGUGUCCCUUUCUGCACCCCCGGAUGCGGGAGCUGUAUUGCUGAAACAGCUGGACACCCAGCUGGUGUCACUGAAGAGACAGGUUCAGAGCAUUAAGCAGAUGAACAGCAGCCUGAAGCAGGACCUGGAUGGAGGAGUCGACACCCAGCGGCCCACUGAGCCCACUCCCAAGAUUAACUCUCGCUGGACAACAGAGGAGCAGCUCCUAGCUGUACAGGCCAUCAGGCGCUAUGGGAAGGAUCUGGCGGCCAUCGCCGAGGUGAUCGGGAAUAAGACUGUCUCCCAGGUGAGCUCCUUCUUCGUGAGCUACCGGCGUCGCUUCAACCUGGAAGAAGUGCUGCAGGAGUGGCAGGCGGAACAGGAGGUGCUCCAGGGGCAUGCUGGGAACAUGGAGGACAGCAAGAGUCCGGCUGCAGCCGCAGGAGGACGGGCGUCUGGGGGAAGCAGCUGCGGAGAAGAGGAGGAGAUCACCACAGAGUACCCACCCUCCCAAACCAGGACCUCGACACCUCCCACUGGAAGUAACGUCAGUAACUCCAGCACAAAUCAAGGCCCCGCCUCCAUGUCUCAGCCACCCCCCUUGCUUCGCCCGGCUCCUCCCCCGGCCCCUCCCAGCCUGCUACGCCAGCCCCCGCCCCUGCAGACUCGUCCUGUCCAAACCCGCACCCCUCACAAUCAUCCACCCCCUCCCCUGAUACGGCCAGCAGUCGCAUCCUCCCGCCACCAGGGGGGGCUUCGAAACUCACUAAGCUCUAAUUCCAAUUCCUCGUCGUCUUCUCCGGGUCAGUUACCGCCUUCCUUGGUGGGCCUGAAAGUGGAACCUCCCCACUCUCACUAA
Megalops cyprinoides (Indo-Pacific tarpon) is the source of this 1662-nucleotide messenger RNA. Its product is annotated as REST corepressor 2-like. Bases 1 to 1662 code for a protein of 553 amino acids. Gene Ontology annotation, biological process: regulation of transcription by RNA polymerase II; negative regulation of DNA-templated transcription. Gene Ontology annotation, molecular function: transcription corepressor activity. The record is from RefSeq and is a predicted model, not a curated record. The transcript is spliced from 12 exons. Gene Ontology annotation, cellular component: transcription regulator complex; histone deacetylase complex. Lineage: Eukaryota; Metazoa; Chordata; Actinopteri; Elopiformes; Megalopidae.